AUGCCUGGCUAUCCGACGACAGUCAGCGUGAUCAGGGCGCUUGCUGGAACAAUGUCGAUGGUGAUAAAAACGUCAGUUCAAAGUUGGAGUGGAGGCCUAUACGGGUUGACCGAACAACGACUAACGAGACACCCACAGUGGGGUAUGGCAUCUCGAGGCACGGCAACGACGCUCUGUUCUUUAAACUUCUUUCCAUCAGCCUAUAUGCUCCAGGCAUGUGUUUUGCUCCUUCUUCCUCGUUCUCCCAACACACCCCUUACCCUUCGCAUAAGCGGAAUCAUCGUAAUUCGCUCGACGCAGGAAUUCAUCGGUUCUCAUAAGAGUCAGAGCACACCGCGGUCGGUAUCCAAAGCCGCCAUUGCCGCUGCGUCUUCCUCCCCAGCCGCAGACGAACACCUCGCGAAGAACCUCCGCAAGUUCGCUUCUGCCCAUACGGCGUUGUUGGGCUGGGCUGGUUUCCAGGCGUUGCAACUCAAACGUGUCCCGGCUAAUAUUAGGCAAAACGCAUUGCUCAUUGACUUGAGCUACCAUCCUCACACUGAGUCGCAUCGUCGGUAA
Messenger RNA from Laccaria bicolor S238N-H82, 558 nucleotides. RefSeq lists its product as uncharacterized. NCBI's taxonomy places the organism in Eukaryota, Fungi, Basidiomycota, Agaricomycetes, Agaricales, Hydnangiaceae. Bases 1 to 558 code for a protein of 185 amino acids. The record is from RefSeq and is a predicted model, not a curated record. The transcript has 3 exons.